AUGGACGAUCCCGUCUUCAACAUCCCAGACCUCACUGCGUCAGGCCGCAUCAGGCAGCUGUUUGCGAACGCAAAUCUCGAUGCUGCAGAUUUACACCACGGAGCUCUCCCGGCCGACAUCCGGGCAGCGCCAAACGUGGUCGAAGACGGAACAUUGAUCUUCAAGCUCAUCCAGCAGAACAAGGACCUUUACAAUAAGUUCCUCAACAAUCGUUUCUGCAAGGGAAUGGCCUACGGCACGCUUCCAUCGUCCACGUACGACGAGUUUGCCAAGCAAGACUACCUGUACCUGCUAGACGACGUCAAGUUCAAGGCGCUGCGCUUCUCCAAGCUCAACUCGCGCACGUCGUUCAGCUUCCUGCAGGUGCAGGCCGACAAGAUUGCCAGCGCGGUCAAGUACGCGGGCGAGUGGAAGCAGACGUGCAUCGACGACCUCGGCAUCCCGCCGGCCGCCAUGGGGGACAUCGAGCCCAGCGCGGCAGAGAUCGGCUACGCCAGCUUCCUGCGCAGCGAGACGGCGCUCGACGACUACCUGAGCCUCUACAUCAUCACCAUUCCGUGCGUCUACGGUUGGGGGCAAAUCGCCAAGAUGCUGGACCAAGACCCAAAGACAGACAAGAGCUCGUCCUUCUACAAGACGUGGAUCCAGCCCAACCUCGACGAGCAGUACGGAAAGCAGCUCUCUCAAUUCAUCGAAGCCAACCGGCCGCUCUACGCCUCGACCGUCAACGACGUCGAGUGGAACGACCUGUUCCGUACCGCGCUCAAGUUCGAGAUUGGUCUCUUUGACAGCGUGCUCGCGCAAGCUCCGGGGUCGUGA
Molecule: messenger RNA, 819 nt
Organism: Lasiosphaeria miniovina
Lineage: Eukaryota; Fungi; Ascomycota; Sordariomycetes; Sordariales; Lasiosphaeriaceae
Exons: 6
Coding region: 1-819 (272 amino acids)
Cellular component (GO): cytosol
Source: RefSeq, a predicted model, not a curated record